Molecule: messenger RNA, 3381 nt
Organism: Phytomonas sp. EM1
Lineage: Eukaryota; Euglenozoa; Kinetoplastea; Trypanosomatida; Trypanosomatidae
Source: the annotation of a GenBank genome assembly
AUGCCGCUGUUUAAGAGAGACUCCGGAACAAUUUCUGGCUUCACUCCACCCGCACCGUCUGCUUUGGGUGCAAACUCGGAUGCUACACAACCAAGCAGUGCCUCAGCAACUACUACUUCGAAUCGUCAUCAUCCUUUGCUUUCCAACGUUGGAGUUCCUCACUUUUUAAAUCGAAGGCUAUCGUCUACCUUGGGAGGGACUGCUGUAGACCCAUCUGGAAUUCCGGGCGCCGCGAGCACCUUUGAAGAUGUCGCGAAGAAUCCCGGCAGCAAUCCAAAGCUCGCAUCCGCAGCCACCAAGCGGGUUGUGCUCUACCCCGAGGCGCGAGGAAUCACCCAUGAGAACAUCACUGCCGAGCGGCUUUCCAAACGCGCCCACAUCGACUAUCAUCAACCCGAGAGCGUGAAGCAAGAGGAGCUUUUAAGGAAAAAAACCAAAGCCGAUGACGUCGCGAAUGGAGAGGUCCUAGCCGGAGAUGCGAUCCAAAGGUCGUCCGACUUUCCCGCACGGACGUCAAUGGGUACCACGGAAGGAGGGGUGAAUCCUUCGCUUUCGGAGUCUGGUGCGGGCGGGAAAUCUAUGGUAGGGGAGCCCAACCUCGAGAAAACAGGCGAGGCCGAUGACGAAAAAAGUACCGUGGUUUCCCGCUACCCCGUCAGCCCACAUGGGAAGCUUUAUUUUCAAGUCGAGACGGAUGGCGCCACCCGCCACGACUCUGUCGGGAUUGUCGUGAUUGAUGUCGAGGAAAUGGGGGUGAUGAUGUUUGAUCGAAUGGGCCGUCAGUACGGCAACCGCCCUGAUCCCGGAUACCCGAUGAAACGCGAAGAAAUCGAAAAAGCCGCCGCGGGUGAGGUGAUCAAAGUCGGUACGAAGAACGUCUUACUUAUCACCGCCCUCACAGAGGAGGCGUUUCGCCAUGGAGAGUUUUUCCUCCGCUCCGAGCACGACAUGCGGAUUCGGGAGGACAAAACCAAGGCCGAGGCCGAGGCCGCCGCGGCGAAGGUGAUUAAAGUGAACAUGUCGUUUGGCCUCUCCUUGCUUGGCGGGUCUGGGGGGAGUUCCGUGGCAGGGCUCUUUGCGGCUCCAUCCUUGCGAAAGCGCCCACGGGAGGGGCAAACGGGCUUCACCGUCCCCCUUGCCGGACGGCCGAAGGUCGGCAAAAAUGGACUCCUCGAGGCGCUGACGCCCCUUCACGACCCCGAUCGUCCGGGUGCGGUGGUCCUGUUCUACGCGAAUUACAAACGCGACGCUCACGGCCGCACACAGGUUUCUGUAGUCGUGGAUCCCAUCCUCGGCGAUAAACUCCGCCCGCAUCAACGGAUUGGCGUGAAAUUUCUCUUCGAUUGCAUUACGGGAACGCGGAUGCCCGGCUACCACGGUGCCAUCCUCGCGGAUGAAAUGGGUUUGGGGAAGACGAUUCAGACCGUCGCGGUGAUCUACACCUGUCUUCGUCAAGGGAUGCACGGGAAGCCGACGGCGCGGAAGUGUCUCGUCGUCACCCCGUCUUCCCUGGUGCAGAAUUGGUGCAACGAGUUCGACAAAUGGCUCGGUCCGGGGGUGGUGAAGCACUUCGCGAUCUCUGAAUCCACGCCGAAAGGUGAUCGCAUCAUUUCCCGCUUCGACGGGGAGGGCGACGUCCUUGUGAUUUCCUACGACCAGCUUCGCAAGUACAUCACCCGGAUCUCCUCUUUGAAGUUGGUGGAGUUGGUCGUCUGUGAUGAAGGCCACCGUCUUAAGAACGCGGAGGUGAAGACCACUAAGGCCAUCGAUUUGCUUCCCACCCGCAACCGCAUUAUUCUCUCCGGUACCCCCAUCCAGAACGAUCUUUCGGAAUUCCAUGCGAUGGUGAACUUCGUGAACCCCGGUAUCCUCGGCAACCGAGAGCUCUUUACGCGCGUGUUCGAGGAGCCCGUUUCCAUCGGACGGGAUCCCGACUGCUGCGAGUACCUGAAGUCCCUUGGCCACGACCGUGCGCACUAUCUCUCCAUCCUUACCCAACGCUUCAUUCUCCGUCGAACUCAAACUAUCAACGAGUCGUACCUCCCACCGAAGGUGGACUUAACCGUUUUCGUGAAGCUUGGAAAGACCCAGGAGGAGGCGUACCAAAAGUUGGCGAACGUGCUCGAGAAUGCGGUUUGCACCCCCCUGGUGCUCAUCUCCGCGAUGCGUAAGUUGUGCAAUCACAUGGACCUCUUUGAGGAAGCGGUCCGCCUGUCGCGUCAGCAGGUCGCGAACAGAGAGUCCGGACGCCCCUCUAGGCAAGGCGCCGAAGGCAUCCCACUUGAGGUGCUACCAAAGGGCUUUACGCGCGGCCGUCUUACGCAGGACUGCGGGAGCAAACUACACUUCGUUUCACUCAUGCUCGAUGAGCUCCGCCGCAAUGGUGAGCAUGAUAAGCUGGUCAUCGUCUCGAACUUCACCCAAACCCUCGACAUCAUCGCCGCGUUGUGUCGUUCCAAAAAGGUCGCCUAUUUUCAACUUGAUGGUAGCACGCCUAUUAAGCGACGUCAGGAGCUGGUUGACUACUUCAACGUCCCCACCUCGCAGGAGAUCGUGUUUUUGCUCUCGUCCAAGGCGGGUGGCGUUGGGCUCAACCUCAUCGGUGCGAACCGGCUGAUCCUUUUCGACCCUGACUGGAAUCCUGCCAAUGACGCCCAGGCCAUGGGCCGUGUUUGGCGUGAUGGGCAGAAGAAGCGGGUCUUCAUUUAUCGUCUUUUAAGCACUGGUACGAUUGAGGAAAAGAUCUAUCAGCGACAGGUUAGUAAGCAGGGCCUCUCCGCGAAUGUGGUCGACAUGCAAGAGGACUCCAAGCAGCACUUUACCCUCGAGGAACUCAAGGCGUUGUUCCGGUAUAAAUCGAAUACCUCCAGCGAAACGCACGACCUCCUCGGUUGCAGGGACUGCGAGAGCGCUGUGAUGGAAGCCCAGGAGCGAAAAUUAAAAGGUCAACCGGUUUCCCCCGCUAAGAUGCAGUUUAAAAAGGUGAUUAGCAAGAAGAGUACCGGGCCACGUAUGGAUGAACUCAAAGCAUGGCGUCAUAUUAAGGAUAUUGCACAUCUCUCGCUCGACGCUGUGGUGCGGGCCAUGGCUGUAGCCGCCCCACAGCUUCUAACUUUGGCAUUCGCAAAUGAGCGCGAUACAAGUAAGAAGUCCGAUGAAUCCAAGGACGGGAAGAAGGGUAAGCACGACGAUUCAGACAUGGUGGUUAGAGUAGAAAAACCUUUUGAAAGUGAUGAGGACAACAUCAUCUGCGCCAGUCAAGCAGCAAUGCAGGAGGAAGAGAGCCAACUAGAUAUUGAGGUACAUGAUGAUGAUGACGGAGAUGAAUCAGCGUUGUCAUCAGAUGAAGAAUCAUUGGCGACAUCGACUGAGGAUGACUAA